Molecule: messenger RNA, 1662 nt
Organism: Phaeodactylum tricornutum CCAP 1055/1
Lineage: Eukaryota; Bacillariophyta; Bacillariophyceae; Surirellales; Neidiaceae
Exons: 1
Coding region: 1-1662 (553 amino acids)
Source: RefSeq, a predicted model, not a curated record
AUGUUUCGUUGGAAGAUCCCUGUACGCUCAGCGAUACCGUUGCCCUUGCUGAGUCCGGUGGUAGUCUUUUACCUCCACACAUCCGUGACAUUAUUCACCGGCCUGAAGGAGGUAUCUAUGGAGAAAGAAAUACGAUUCGGGAUGCCGCUACUGGCCAAAAUUUCCACUAACGUUACGGCAGAAUGCCAAAAGAAAAUGUUUUCCGUUGCGGCAGAACCAGGAGCGCCAUGGCAUCGACCAGAAAUCUCGAGUAUAUCAUUUCAACAACGGUCUUCUGCAAGGCUUAAAAGGGUUUCGAACCCAAUUACAAAAAUUGCUACCGUCUCCUGGAAAGAUGCUGACUUGAUCCUUGGCGAUCUUUCUCCCAAAGGUCGUUCCCAACGGUUCCCGUCCGUCCAGGAACGGGUCCGUUUUUAUAUGGCGAGCUGGUACACUCCUAGCUGUUCCGAAAACGAGGACGAUUGGGUGCACUAUCGUCGAGUUUUUCAUCGAGCUUCGACUGUGGUUGAGACGGGCUUGAACGCUACAAGCGUCCUGGAAAUCGAAGGGCCAAUAUCCAAGCCGACAGCGAAAGAAUCCAUACAUUUCCUCGCAAACAAAAAGUACCCCCAUACCAUUCGCAUGGUGGUGGAUGAUAUCAUCCGUGGAGGCACAAUUUUUAGCCCAAGUGAGGCAAAUUUAUAUGCAUGUGCCCAGUCUCAUCCCAAACCGAGCCUUCGGAACAUGUAUUGCCCAGAACUUUUGGAGACUUUAGUACCGCUACACAGAAGGUACCAGGGGCGAAACGAAACAAGCGUUCCGCUGCUGGUUCAAGUCGGAGACGUGCUACCUUCGAAACAGCCGUACGAUGGUGGCGACGACAAAUUUGUCUCCAUUCCACAUUUCAAAAAGUUUCGUUUAGUCGCUAAUCAAUCGUGGGGCCAUCUUUUGUCCGGGACGCUUCCGCCGUGUCAAUCGGGACCCCGAUCAAUGCACGCGCAUGGCUUGCCUCCAAUUUUGUUCAAAUUGGCUGCUGAUCGACACUAUCGUGGUCUAGAAACGCUAGCUCAGUACGAUAGACCAUGGAGUGAGAAACGGAAUGCGGCCGUCUUUCGUGGAGCACUGACGGGUCCUCAGCUUCCCGCUGGGCUUUCGGAAUUGCAAAAAUGCCAGCGAAUGCCUAGAUGCCGUAUGGUCUUGGCGUACGUAAAUUCUACCCUGGUGAAUGCCAAAUUGACCGCUUUUCCGCACCAUCGCCUUCCAAGUCUGACGGUGGACAGCGCGACCACUAUUGGCGGGUCCGAAUUUGGUUAUGCCAAAAUGCUAUCGUACAAGGCUAUCAUAAUGGUGGAGGGCAACGAUGUGGCGUCGGGAUUAAAAUGGGCAUUGCUGUCCAACUCAGUGGUACUCAUGCCAAGGCCUACGGUCACAAGCUGGGCAAUGGAGGAAUUGCUGCAGCCUUACAUACAUUUUGUUCCGCUGGCGUCGGACCUGGACGAUGUGGAAACGCAGAUGCAGUGGGUGCUGGAUCACGACGAGGAAUCCCGUAUGAUAGCACGAAGGGGUUCUUUAUGGAUCACGGACUUGCUGCUUCACGCAGACGCCAACGCUGACAACGCUCAAAUCGAUGACGAGAUGAUGCAGCGUUACAUCGGACUAUUUCGGCCUUGGAGAAACGGCUGA